UCGUUGAAAAUUUGAUUUAUUUUUGUAUUUUUCAAAUUUUGAAGAUUAAAAUUUUUUUUUUGACAUAAAAAAUGAAUAAUUUACAUCGUUCAUCAAUUAAUGUAAUUAAUACAUCAAAAUCAUCAUCAUCGUCGUCGAUGAAAAAUAAUAAAAAUCAUCAACAAUCAACAAAUACAAUGAUGAUGCUUAUUGAUCAAACAAACAGUAGUGAUGAAGAAUCGAAUUCGAAUAAUGAACUAAAACGGCAAAAAUCAGUUGUACGUGAAAUUGGUUCACAAGCCGUUUGGUCAUUGUCAUCAUGUAAAGUAGGAUUUGGUGUUGAACAAUUACGUGAUAAUUGUAAAGAUACGUAUUGGCAAUCGGAUGGUGUACAACCGCAUUUGGUCAACAUACAAUUUCGACGUAAAACGACUGUUUGUGAAAUAAAAAUAUUUGCCGAUUUUAAACUAGAUGAAUCAUAUACACCGAAUAAGAUUUCCGUUCGUGCUGGUAAUCAUUUUCAUGAUUUACAUGAAGUUACAUUAGUCGAAUUGAAUGAACCAUCGGGCUGGGAAACUAUACCAUUACGUGAUGCUGAUGAUCAUCCUAUACGUGCAUUUCUCAUACAGAUUGCUGUACUCGGUAAUCAUCAAAAUGGUCGUGAUACACAUAUACGUCAGAUAAAAAUUAAUUCGCCUGUCGAAGAUACUGUAGUAACGGUAAAAAAAUUACCACAAGAUUUUCGUACAAUUCGAUUCUGGAAACAUGCAUGUUUAAGAUAAACCUUUUUUUCCCCCACCAUAUUGUAAAAGAAUCAUUUAUUUUAAUGGAUAAAUCUCCUAACAUCAUCAUCAUCAUCGUACAUAAGCGUUUUGUAAAUGUU
Molecule: messenger RNA, 862 nt
Organism: Dermatophagoides farinae (American house dust mite)
Lineage: Eukaryota; Metazoa; Arthropoda; Arachnida; Sarcoptiformes; Pyroglyphidae
Gene: APC10
Product: anaphase-promoting complex subunit 10
Biological process (GO): protein K11-linked ubiquitination; anaphase-promoting complex-dependent catabolic process
Cellular component (GO): anaphase-promoting complex
Source: RefSeq, a predicted model, not a curated record